Molecule: messenger RNA, 1408 nt
Organism: Amphimedon queenslandica
Lineage: Eukaryota; Metazoa; Porifera; Demospongiae; Haplosclerida; Niphatidae
Exons: 7
Coding region: 86-1408 (440 amino acids)
Source: RefSeq, a predicted model, not a curated record
GUUUUCUCUGAUCCUUUCAUAACCCAUCCAUUUAGACAAUUAGAUUCAAAAUAUUUGCAAGAACAGUUCUACACUGAAAAAUCACAUGAAUUUUUUGGAACCUGAAAGAAGGGUACUUGGCAGAAGGACAAGUCUUAAACACCACAUCUCCAGGCCUUAUUUGACUUUUGCACCUAUUUAUGUGUAUCACAUUCCAUUGCUAAAGUCACUUAAAGUUCUAUUAAAGCAACCAAUAAUCCUAAAAGAGGUUAUGUACAGUCAUUGCAGGACUGAUAAACUUUUAGGAGAUUAUUGCGAUGGAUCCGACUUCAAGAAUCACCCUUUGUUUUCUCAGGACAAGAGAUUUUUGCAGGUGAUGCUGUACUAUGAUGACUUGGAAAUUUGUAACCCUUUAGGGACUAAAGUUAAACUGCAUAAAAUUGGUAUCUUUUACUAUUCUCUUGGCAAUUUGAGCCCUCACCUGCGUUCACAGCUAUCAUCCAUACAACUUUUGGCAAUCGUAAAAACAUCUUCAAUAAACAAAUUUGGUGUUGAUGCUAUUUUAGAACCCUUUAUGAAUGACAUUAAAACUUUAGAAGAAGAAGGCAUUGCUAUUGAAAUGAAUGGACAAGAAGUACUUCUCAGAGGUACAAUAUCUCUUGUUUCAGGUGACAACCUGUCAUCACACUUACUUGGUGGCUUUAAGUCACCCUCUGGUGCCCUCCGGCUGUGCAGACACUGUAUGUCAACUGUUCAUGAAGCACAAGCGAAUUUUGUUGAAGGCUCUUUUGUUUUGCGUACUCGUGAAACUUACCAGUAUCACUGUUCUUUCCUUAGUGGUGCCCUUCGUAAUCACGCAUCUACAACUUAUGGAGUUUUAAGAAACUCUAUUUUAAAUAAUUCAAACUAUUUUCAUGUUGUGGAUGGUCUUGUGCCUGAUAUCAUGCACGAUAUUCUGGAAGGAUGUGCCCCUUACAUGAUGAAAGAGCUGGUCAAAUAUUUAAUAAAUGAAAAUAUUAUCACCCUUGAUGAAUUAAAUGACCAACUCAGUACAUUCCCUUAUUCACCAAUUGAUGCUCGAAAUAAACCUACACCAAUUCCACAUACAACAAUUAGAUCAUCUGAUCACUCUAUGAAACAAAAAGCUGCUCAAAUGUGGUGUUUAUGUCGUCUUUUGCCAUUAAUGAUUGGUGAUAGAAUUCCUAAAGAUGAUCUAAGGUGGAUAAACUACCUCCGACUGUUAAGUAUCAUGGAUCUACUUUUUGCACCGAAACUAUCACAAGAUGACAUUGCCUACUUAGCUGUCCUCAUAGAAGAUCAUCAUUCAUCAUUUUCUGAACAUUACCCUUCAUGCAACAUUACACCAAAGCUACAUUAUAUGUUACACUACCCUCAAUGGAUUAGCAGGCAAGCCAAAUUGCAAUUUUAA